Messenger RNA from Ixodes scapularis (black-legged tick), 3370 nucleotides. Its product is annotated as innexin shaking-B. NCBI's taxonomy places the organism in Eukaryota, Metazoa, Arthropoda, Arachnida, Ixodida, Ixodidae. The transcript has a single exon. The record is from RefSeq and is a predicted model, not a curated record. Bases 728 to 1882 code for a protein of 384 amino acids. Gene Ontology annotation, molecular function: gap junction channel activity. Gene Ontology annotation, cellular component: gap junction; plasma membrane.
UUUUUUAUUUCUAUAUAUGGUCAUGGUUCGUAUAAUAGUUAUAUUUUUUCGCUUCUAAAAUAAAACGGCACUUGUAACCUUCCUCAAGCGUAGUUGCAAGGAAGAAAAAUUACCAGAUUUCAAUAAAUGCUGGCACUGACGAAGGCAUUAAAUAGAGCGGUUUUUUCUCUUUUUAAGUUCUUUAACCAGCAACAUUAUGUGAGGCAACUAUCCGAUUCUCUUUUUCUCUUUGGGUACGCAAUGUACGUAAAUAAGAACUAAAUCUCCAGAAUCCGUUGAGCUUGAAUGUUGUUUUUCUUUUAAAAACCCAAGAUUACAUCUAAAUCGUUACUUUAAUUAAUAUAUAUUUAUCCUAUAUUUUCUAUUAGAAAAUGAAUAAAGCUGACCUCUUGCUGAAUUCCAGCCCUGAGCUUGCACGAAUGAAAAAGGCUUUAUGAAUUUUUAAAACUUCUACCAGCUAAAUCUUUUAUUGUUUUUUUUUAGUUGCGCCGUCAUUCUCGAACAUUGUGCAAACUUUGCUAAAGAACGCCGCAGCACACAACGAGAGAUAGGCGCUGCUCCGUGACGCGAAAAGUCCUGGCGCAGCUGCGAUUGAACAUCAGAGUCAGUCGACAAACGCGUGAUAAAACGAGAGACGCGCAGGUCAAACGCCACACGCCACACCGCCCGCAGGUGCUCCUAGCGAAGCGGAGGAUCAGCCAAGUCUGCCUGCCACGCCGUUACCGAUAUGCUGCACAUAAUCGGAAGUCUCAAGAGCUUGCUCUCCAUCCGCAAAAUCAACAUCGACUGCUUCGUCUUUCGCUUACACCAUCGUCUCACCGUUCUGAUCUUAAUCGCCUUCGCCGUCCUCAUCACCACGAAACAGUACGUCGGGGACCCCAUCGAAUGCGACAGAUCUUUCGGUGUGUCCGCGAGCGUUCUCAACCUGUACUGCUGGAUCCACGCUACGUACAGCGUGACCAGUCUCUUCCGAAAUGCAGACGACAAGAGUAUCGUCUACCCGGGCGUCGGAAACAGCAUGCACCACAUGAACCACGAAGACUUCCAGUAUCACAAGUACUAUCAGUGGGUCGGUCUUCUGCUCUUCCUCCAGGCGCUGUUUUUCUACGUUCCGCGUUGGCUGUGGAAGGCCUUGGAAGGCGGACACCUAAAGGUCCUCGUUCGGAACCUCGAGUUCGACAUCGUGGACUCAGAAACGAAGCGCGAGAAGAAGGAGUUGCUCGUCGAAUAUCUGAUAAGCCACCUCCGUCAACAGGACACUUACGCGUGGAAGUACUUCGUCUGCGAGGCUUUGGCUCUCUUGAACGUCGUCGGACAGCUCUUUCUCAUCGAUCGGUUUCUCGGAGGAGAGUUCAUGACCUAUGGUCUCGAAGUCAUCCGCUUCGUGAGUCAAGACCCGGAUGACGAAAGACUGGACCCCAUGAUUCGUGUCUUCCCCAGGGUCGCCAAGUGCCAGUUUCACAAGUUCGGACCGUCAGGUAACGUCGAGAUCCAUGACGCCGUUUGCGUCCUACCUCUCAACAUCGUCAACGAGAAGAUUUACGUGUUUCUCUGGUUCUGGUUUGUCAUCUUGGCCGCCGCGACGGCAGGCGUUGUCCUCUACCGCUGUGUCCUCUUGUUUAGUGGUUCGCUGAGGGCCAGGACUUUGUAUUACCGAUUCUAUGUGGUGCCCAAGAAUGACGUGGACGAAAUUGCGGCUAAGAGCUCGUUAGGCGAUUGGUUUCUGCUCUAUAUGUUGGGGCAAAACAUCGAAGCCAAGACCUUCCAGGGUGUUAUGUCCGAUGUGGCCGGGCACCUGAGGAAGAGGAUAGAACCAGGACCUGAUGAAGAACGUGGGCACGAGAACCCAAGGAAAGGGCUUUUGUCAGCGGAGCAUGUUUAAAAGUUAUCCAAGCUAUAGUCACUGGCAGGAUAAGAACGGCAGGGCGUUUUUUUUUUUUUUCUGAGGCUUGAUUUUUAGCACGUGCUUGCUGUCUUUGGUUGUGUUAUGGAUGCGCGUGCACGUUCGAAGCUCACGAGACGUCCAAGCAUUGUUGAAGGUAGGAAGCUAGUACUGGAGGCAGGACAAGUUAUAGCCUUCCUUGCUGUCCUUAUCCUCUCGGGGACUUUAAUCGAACAGUGAGGUCUCGGCCUUGGUUGUCGAAUACCUUGACAAUUAGGGUAAUGCCUAAGUUAUUUUGAUCUCAAAUACGUAUUGCAGAGCAAAUUUAAAAACAAACGAACAACACAAUGAAUAAUAUGUUCGUUGCUUCAGACUUUUAUGUUUAUGUUUCUAGUCAACUUCUUCUAGUCUGACGUGUUAUAAACAAACAUUUUCAAAGUUUUGAUAUUUGCUGAAUCAUACGAAUAACUCUAUUCUCAAUCUUAUCUUGAGGUUUAGAGGUAAUAAGAAAGCUCACAGUAUCUUACACAUGAGAACCUGCAGAGAGCUUGCAGUAAUGUUGAGCAUGAUUAUGACUUGGUUGACCUUCCAUUCCUUAUCAAAACAAACGGUAACUACAUUCGUUUUCACCUGAAGAAAAAAUAAAGUUUGCACGUUGUUUAUACGGCGUGCAAAGUAGUUCUUACAAUAUUUGGUUGUCAGAGAAAGAAGCGAUCCUUUUAGUACGAUUACAAUAAUCUAAUCUAAAAUUCUUCUAUAUUAGUGAAACUCUGCGAGGAGCCGGACGUUUUCUACUAAGGUUCUUGGGCUGAAAACGAGUAUAGAGCUACAAAUUGGAAUCGUGAUCGCGCACGUUCUUUUUUUUUUUUUUAAUUGUUCAAAAUAAAACUUUCUAAUCGGUUUAACGUGUUUGCACUUGGCGGGUGAAAACAACUUUCGAUGAAAACUUUUCUAAGGGGUGAGAUUUAAGGAACAAGUUGUAUUCCAGAUUAUUUAGGGCAACUUAAUUUUGAUCAGCUUAUUUAAGUACCAAAAUACGUGGCUAUCAAAAAUGUUUUAUGAAUGGGAAGAUGGUUGCUUGGCCUCUGUAUUAUGAUGCAUUUAACUUAUGUGUGCCUUUAUCAUUCCGAUGCUUCGUUCGUUUACUCGUUAAUAUCUGUUCAUUUUUGGUGACUGCGAUGUUUGGUGCUGACAUGUAUACAAGAAUGUGUUCUCUUUAAUAAAUAAUCCUGCCUGCUUUACCAACUACUGCUCAGUGCUUAAAAUUUCUUUUAGCCAACUACAUCUUCCUAACCCAGCUUUGCCAACAGUAAACAUUGUGCAAUGGAAGUAGUAUACCGGUUUAUUAUUUUAUUUCUUUAAUUGGCCUCUACACAGCACAUAGUUGCUGCGUACGAGGUACCUAUACCUCCUCCACCGGGUGCGUGCCGUGUUCUUCGAUUGGCGAGUGCAGCCUAACCUAAAACGCAUACCGGGACCAAAAUGCAU